This is a messenger RNA of Lathyrus sativus (Indian pea), 351 nucleotides long. The record is from the annotation of a GenBank genome assembly. Lineage: Eukaryota; Viridiplantae; Streptophyta; Magnoliopsida; Fabales; Fabaceae.
AUGUCACCGCCACCGAAACGAGGACGAGGGCGGCCGAAAUCCACGGUGCCACCGCCACCGCCGCUGGAAUCACUCACUAGCUUGAAGACUCAUGAGAUUGAAUCAAGAACUACCACGCCACCUGAUACUAGCUCAAAGACACCUGAGAUUGGAGCAAGAACUAAUAAAGAGGUGACAACCACACUCGAGAAUGAAAACAAAGAAACCCUAACAGGAACGACACAAGCACAACCGGAGGAGCGUAAACUAUGGGUGGAUAUUAUUAAUGACAACCGGAACCCUGCAAAGGGACUGACAGUGGAAUACGUUGCGCCAAAAGUAGUCAAUGGAGUGAUUGAAAUCGAUAUUUAA